This is a messenger RNA of Suillus paluster, 1125 nucleotides long. RefSeq lists its product as uncharacterized. Gene Ontology annotation, biological process: fungal-type cell wall organization; hyperosmotic response; osmosensory signaling pathway via Sho1 osmosensor. NCBI's taxonomy places the organism in Eukaryota, Fungi, Basidiomycota, Agaricomycetes, Boletales, Suillaceae. The transcript is spliced from 2 exons. The record is from RefSeq and is a predicted model, not a curated record. Gene Ontology annotation, molecular function: osmosensor activity. Gene Ontology annotation, cellular component: cell surface; plasma membrane; site of polarized growth. The coding region runs from base 1 to 1125 and encodes 374 amino acids.
AUGUCGGCUUCAUCGACCAUCAUCAGCUUCCCAGGAAAUAGCACGACCACGACCUCUACUGGCAUUCUUAACGAGACAUCCACGGUUUCAUUGCCAAGUACCCAUAUGCCUACGACCACGAACUCCGACUACCAAUACUUGUCCACGAUUUCAUCUCUGCUGGUUAAUACCGCCACAUCCACAUCCACAGUCGUUCCAACUAAUGUAAAUCCUGAUGUUCCAACGACGACGUUGUCGCUUGCAUCCGCUGCGCCGACCAGUCAGCCAUCUGCCGCACCUUUCCCGACAUAUCUCCCGCAGUUCAUCGUGCCACAAACUGCGCUAAAUACCCAAGAUGUGCCAACCAGCGAUGUCAUGGUCAGCGUGCUGUUCAAUCAGUCCCUUAACUGGGUGUGGGUUGCAACAAAUUCAGAUACCCCUGGACAAAUAUUCGAGUACUUCCCCCAGGUAAUCGCGACAGCACUUGGAAUUGAUGUUUCUGUGGUACUAAACUACCAACUGAUGGUCUACGAACCCUCGACGUACACGGGCCCUCAAGAUGCUUCCCAGCUUGGUACCAUCUGGGAGGGUUAUAUCCCUUCUAACCAGGUCUCCACACUCGCCUCGCUUAUUUCCAAUAAAAAGUCCUCGUUCUAUACUGGACAAGAGGGCAGUAUACCCACAGCGCUCGCCGAAUGCGUCGAUCCCACUCUCGAUCUGUCGUCCAUUUCAGGUCCCACUCCAGGCGGGAGUAGCUCCAGUAGUUCAAGUUCUUCUACAGUCCGCCAAGAUGCGAUCAUCGGCGUCGUGACAUCGCUCGGUGCCAUCGCGCUCAUCAUUCUUGCUGUUGUCGUUUACCGGUACUACAAGCGCAGACAAGAGGUCGCCCAUCGCCGUCUCUCUGAACCCGAUGGUGGUGCCGCAGGAGUACGCCCCGAGGGUCAGGAAUUUGACCGGGACAGCAUCGGAGGACAACGUAGGCGGAGCUUUUACUACGCCGAAGAUAGUUUGCGUGGAUACCAAGGUGUCCGGCGUGAUGACGAAGCCUACGACCGCCGUGUCACACCUGCCAUGAGAGAGCGCCGUAUCCUCAACCCUGGAGCUAUUUCCGCACCUAUCCUGCGAGAGAGCAGUAUGAACUGGUGA